Trichomycterus rosablanca is the source of this 2523-nucleotide messenger RNA. RefSeq names its product neurotrophin receptor associated death domain (gene nradd). Lineage: Eukaryota; Metazoa; Chordata; Actinopteri; Siluriformes; Trichomycteridae. The record is from RefSeq and is a predicted model, not a curated record. Gene Ontology annotation, biological process: Rho protein signal transduction. Gene Ontology annotation, molecular function: death receptor activity; coreceptor activity; nerve growth factor binding. Gene Ontology annotation, cellular component: plasma membrane; cell surface. Bases 291 to 1514 code for a protein of 407 amino acids. The transcript is spliced from 6 exons.
GGAACAGCUGAAACACACCAGAGAAAAGUGGAAUUAUUGUUAUUAUUUUAUCUGUUUACAUGUACGCGUGUGUAUGUGUUUACAUGUGCGGCUCAACAGACUACAGUAGAGCAGUGUGUGUGUGUGUGUUACACCGGGUGUAGUUUGAUACACAGAGCCUGACUUGUAUACGGUGUGUGUGUGUGUGUGUGUGUGUGUUAGACUGUGUGUAGAUUUAUACACAGAGCCUGACUUGUUUACUGUAUAAGUGAGUUUAUUACUGCUGCCAGUCUGAGAGCAGGAGCAGAAAAAUGAAGUUUAGACCAGCAGCUUUUCUACUUUACAUCCACAUCUCAGUUUUAAAGGUUGGCGCUGGAGAUGUGUGUGUUAGCAGCCAGUUUACAUCCUCGGGUGAGUGCUGCAGUCUGUGUCCUGCGGGCAGUGGAGUGGCAUCCAAGUGUGGACGGGAAAACACCAAGUGCCAACCAUGCCAAAAUGGUGUGACCUUCUCAGACUCUGAGGGACUUUCAGUCUGUCAGGCAUGUUCACGAUGCCCACUGGGUGUCCCACAGCUGUCAGGCUGCACCCCGACUCAAGACACCCAGUGUGACUGUGGCACGGGCUACUUCCUCUGGAAAGAGGGAAAUGGUAGUACAAAUUCCCUGUGUGCCCCAUGUAAUGCAUGUGGAAGAGGAGAAGGUGCAGUACGGGCUUGUGGGGCAGCUGGAAACACUGUGUGCCAGCCAUGCAGUACAGGCACCUUCUCAGAGGCGAAGAGUCCUGUACAGACCUGCUCACCGUGCUCUGGCUGCGAAGAAAAUGAGGUGGAGAUCCGAGCAUGUCAGGCCAACUCAGACACCCUCUGCAUGGAAAGAGACCUGAACAUUAUUUCUAGACCGAAUGGCUCUGAAGGACCAUGGGACUUUCCACGCCGACCUGUUUUGAUCGAAGAGGAGAGCAGUGUGUUUUCAGGGUCUGCAGCUCCUAAACUAACCCCUCAGGACCCUCAGGGUGGAAACAACAUCCUGAUCUACAUGUCUGUGCUGGCAGCCGUGGUGUUGGGACUUCUGGUCUACGUCGCCUACAAGUGCUGGAAAUCAUUUCAGCAGAAGGCUGCUCUCGGAAAAGCUCGGGCUGCAGAGCUGAACAACGUGGUCGAGGGUGAGAAGCUGCACAGCGACAGUGGAGUGUUUCUCGAUUCUCACAGCCUGCAAGACAGCCAGCCAAGCAAAGGUGGGAAGCGCGACUCGCGACUCUACAUGAACCUUCCUCCCAACAGACACGACGAGGUGGAAAAACUUCUGGCUGAAGGCGGAAGUCGGAGCUGGAGGCAACUGGCCGCGGUGUUGGGCUACGAGCAGGACCGCGUGGACAUGUUCGGCCACGGCGAGGACCCAAUCCACACCCUGCUUACCGACUGGGCGCAGCAAGAAGGUUCCACACUGGAGCUGCUCUCCUCUGCCCUGAGCGCCAUCGACCGCCACGACGUAGCGAGAGCACUCACUGCUCCCAACCAGGGGAUUACGGUGGUGUGAACUGAACGUACUUGUACUUUCUUGACCACGUGUUUUCAGUGGUCUGGACAAUGGACAGCAAUGACUCUAAGAGCAAAGCACUCCUUGUGAGAGGAUAAACACUAAAUCUUGGUUAUAUUUGUAUUAAUGAAGUGCCUUUUUUACUUGUGCAGUGCUGUCCAAAUUCCAACUCUCCCAGGAUGGGUAGUCUCUUCAUCUUUCCGAAGAAUUCACAGUAUUUAUACAAAGAGGACAGACGUUCCUCAGUGUUGAGAAUCCACAGCAAAAUAUAACACUCACUUUGUGCAGGGAAAAAAACAGCCUUUUGUUUUCCACACCACAAUUAUGGUCACCCUUGUUAUUGUAAAUGUUUGGGCUGGUUUUGGUUACUGACUUUGGCUUGUAGUGAAAGGAAGGGGGCAGAUUUCAGUGCUGUUCUCUCAGUCCUGCCAGAGGAGAAUGUUCUAGCUGAGGAACUGAAUGUUUUAGCAAGUAACACGGUACAUGUACGGCAUUUAGCAUGAACUUUUAUCCCAAAGGACUUACAAUAUUUAUGACAGUACAUUUCGUGCAGUUAAAGGGUUAAGGGCCCAGCAGUGGCAGAAUGGCAGUGGUGGAGCUUGAUACAUCAACCUUCUGAUUACUAGUCUAGUACCUUAAUUACUGAUCAACCGCUAACCUCAUUAAGAGCAACAAGCCCCUCCAAGUCAAGUUCAGCAUAACAAGGUGUGACUCAGUUUUCCCAACCAGAAACAAAACUGCACAGAAGCUCUACAUGAGAAAGGAAACAUGGCCUGUUUUAUAGGCAAACUAUGUGUUUUGUCAGCAAAUAUUUGAGGGAAAUCUCAUUCUAAAGCACUGUUUCCGUCUGUCUGUGCCAAGUGUGUGUGCAUUAAGUGUGAAGGUAUAACAAUUGUACCACUAUGUACAUAAACAAGAGAACAGACAGCAGUGUUUUGUUCUGUCAAGCAGUGCUGUUUGCUUCUUUACCAACUUUUUUGUAUUUUAUGAAAAUAAAUAAUAAGCCGAG